AUGCAAACUAUCGACAAUAUUCAAUUUGAUGAUAAUUUAUAUAUACCCGCAAGUUAUUGGACAGUUUUAUUAUGCCAACAAAAUGGAGUAUCUGUAGCAGUUCCGCUACCAAAUGCUAAUCUCAUGUCAUUUAUCAGGGUUUUUGAUGAUACAGCACUUUGUCAGAAUUAUGUUGAGACAAAUCUUCGAAAACUAAUUACAUUAUUUGGUUGGGAUGAAAACAUGCAGCAAUGGUUAGCAAAUGCAACUAGCAUACCAGAUAAUCUUCAGGAAAUAAAAAUCUUUUGUAACUCAUCUGAUCGACUAUUCGUCAAUGCGUGGGCAAGACGACAUUUACAUAGAUUUAAUAAUACUACGUUUGAAAUAAUUAAUUGUGAUAAACUCAAUUAUGGAUUGUUGUUAUUCGGUGUUGAUUAUUUGAAAAAAUUAGAUUCAGAUUAUCCGCCUAAUUCACCAUUACAAAUGCAAUUGCGCCUCAAUUAUAAAAGAAUUUGUCGUGCUUUAGCCAAUUAUUUUUUGCAAGAAGCUGAUGCUUAA
Messenger RNA from Adineta steineri, 537 nucleotides. NCBI's taxonomy places the organism in Eukaryota, Metazoa, Rotifera, Eurotatoria, Adinetida, Adinetidae. The record is from the annotation of a GenBank genome assembly.